CACUUCCGACACACGUCACCAGCUGUUCCACAUCACAUCCGGGUGUGAACAGGAAGUGGAUCAUGGAAUCCAGCUGAGAGAUUUGCAGAUAUAAACAUCGCACGGCUACCAGAAUAGCGCCUGAAAGUUUGACACAGAGAGAUAAAGCAGCGAGCCCAGGACUGAGGUGCAGAGAGUGGGGUAGCUAUGGCAGGAAUGCCUGGGGAUCUGUUCAGCCCUGGAGCUGAGGAUCAGGCUGGGGGAGGCCUUGCUGGGAAGCUCUACCUCCCCAAGAUGAUUUCGGGAGGGGCUGCGAAGGAGUGGUUUGAUCGCCGGCGCUCCACUAUAAGACCCUGGGCUGUCUUCGUGGACCAGCGGCGUUUCUCCAAGCCCAAGAACCUGGGGGAGCUGUGCAAGAGGCUGGUGAAAAACGUGGAGCACUUUCAGAGCAACUACAUCUUCGUGCUCCUGGGACUCAUCCUGUACUGCAUUAUCAGCUCCCCCAUGCUUCUCAUCGCUCUGGCUGUUUUCUUGGGCGCUUUCUACAUCAUCCACCUCAAAACACAGGAGAGCAAACUGGUGCUGCUCGGGCGUGAGGUGACCCCGGCGCAUCAGUACGGUCUGGCCAGCGGAGUCUCCUUCCCUUUCUUCUGGCUGGCGGGGGCCGGCUCUGCCGUGUUCUGGGUGCUGGGUGCUACGAUCGUGUUGAUUGGCUCGCACGCUGGCUUCCGCGAGAUCGAAGGUGGUGACGCAAACGAUCUCCUCAUGGAGCCUGUCUGACCCCCCGACCCUGACCCCUGACCUCUCCCCUACAGGACUCUUACCUGGCUGUAACACCAGAAACCGGUCUUCCUCUCACUCUCUCCUGUCCCCCUGUCUCUCCCCCUCUCCUCUCCUGUCCCCCUAUCUGUCCUCCUCUCUCCUCUCCUGUCCCCCUAUCCUCUCCUGUCCCCUAUCUCUCCUCCUCUCCUGUCCCCCUAUCCUCUCCUGUCCCCUCUUCUCACUCUCUCCUGUCCCCCUAUCUCUCCUCCUCUCCUGUCCCCCUCUCCUCUCCUCUCCCCUCUUCUCACUCUCUCCUGUCCCCCUAUCUCUCCUCCUCUCCUGUCCCCCUAUCUCCUCCCUCUCUCCUGUCCCCCUAUCUCCUCCCUCUCUCCAUUUCCCCUCUCCGCUCUCUCCUCCUCUCCUCUUUCCCCUCCUCAUCUCAUGACUAAGGCUGUAUGAUUUUCAGUUAUCACUGAUUUCCAUGAAGUUUACUCAUUGCUGUGUGAUAUGUACUUCCCUGUGGAAAUAACCUUUCAUACUUCAUACUUUUAUAUCACUAUAAACGAUCCUGAUUGCAACAGCAUCAAUAUAUACUUUCAAAUGCUGGAUCUUAAGCAUGGCUCAAAGCUUUCAAAGCUUCGUUUUUUGCAUUUUUGUAAUGAGAUGUUUAAGAGCUACAGUAGUCCUUAAUUAUUUGUUUUUCUUUAUUCAUCCAUCGUUUAAUCCUUUAGUUUUUCACUCCUAUGUUGUUACAUGCCACUCGUUUUUAAAAGUGAAGUGAAAAACUAAAGGAUUAAACAACGGAUGAAUAAAGAAAAACAAAUAAACCUUUUGUGUACAUCCAAAAAAACAUUUUAAUUGUAUUUGUGUGUGUAUAUAUAUAUAUAUUUCAAUAACACUGAUGAAGGCACUAGAGCCCAAACGCUGGUCUGCUUGACUCGGUCUCUUCUAGUUUCAAUAACACUGAUGAAGGCACUAGAGCCCAAACGCUGGUCUGCUUGACUCGGUCUCUUCUAGUUUCAAUCACACUGAUGAAGGCACUAGAGCCCAAACGCUGGUCUGCUUGACUCAGUCUCUUCUGGUUUCAAUCACACUGAUGAAGGCACUAGAGCCCAAACGCUGGUCUGCUUGACUCGGUCUCUUCUAGUUUCAAUAACACUGAUGAAGGCACUAGAGCCCAAACGCUGGUCUGCUUGACUCGGUCUCUUCUAGUUUCAAUCACACUGAUGAAGGCACUAGAGCCCAAACGCUGGUCUGCUUGACUCGGUCUCUUCUAGUUUCAAUCACACUGAUGAAGGCACUAGAGCCCGAACGCUGGUCUGCUUGACUCGGUCUCUUCUAGUUUCAAUCACACUGAUGAAGGCACUAGAGCCCAAACGCAGGUCUGCUUGACUCGGUCUCUUGAGUUUAUUUGGAGCUGUGGAUCUUGUUCUGUAAAACCACAGCGAGCGCGCUGGAGCCGCGUGGGGCGUUACAAUGUCUUUAUAUCAUCUGUGCAACACAUGCAAUAAACAUGCUGAUAACUUUGCAGCCUCUUAUCUCUCUGAAUGAUUGGAAGGAGCAGCCUCUUAUCUCUCUGAAUGAUUGGAAGGAGCAGCCUCUUAUCUCUCUGAAUGAUUGGAAGGAGCAGCCUCUUAUCUGAAUGAUUGGAAGGAGCAGCCUCUUAUCUCUCUGAAUGAUUGGAAGGAGCAGCCUCUUAUCUGAAUGAUUGGAAGGAGCAGCCUCUUAUCUCUCUGAAUGAUUGGAAGGAGCAGCCUCUUAUCUGAAUGAUUGGAAGGAGCAGCCUCUUAUCUGAAUGAUUGGAAGGAGCAGCCUCUUAUCUCUCUGAAUGAUUGGAAGGAGCAGCCUCUUAUCUCUCUGAAUGAUUGGAAGGAGCAGCCUCUUAUCUCUCUGAAUGAUUGGAAGGAGCAGCCUCUUAUCUCUCUGAAUGAUUGGAAGGAGCAGCCUCUUAUCUCUCUGAAUGAUUGGAAGGAGCAGCCUCUUAUCUCUCUGAAUGAUUGGAAGGAGCAGCCUCUUAUCUGAAUGAUUGGAAGGAGCAGCCUCUUAUCUGAAUGAUUGGAAGGAGCAGCCUCUUCUCUCGCUGAAUGAUUGGAAGGAGCAGCCUCUUAUCUCUCUGAAUGAUUGGAAGGAGCAGCCUCUUCUCUCGCUGACCCCUCUCACUGUGCCCUCCUUACCGACUCCCCCAGCGUCACGGCAACAGCAGCUUCCUGUCCUCCUGUAGCCGUGGAAACGACCGUGCAGACCCCGCCCCUGCGGUAAAGCUGAGCAGCACUCUCUCACACACACAGUGUGCCACUCUGACACAGUCUCACACACACGUAGCAGCAACUGCCUGCAGAUCAGUGCUGACUACAGGGGAAGUGGUGCAUUGCACAGGAGGAGAGGAGUCCAGUUUAAUUUGUGAAACACGAGGCUCCCCAACAAGUCCUCGGUACCCCGGGACUGACGCAUUGCGCGGGAGAGGUAGUGACACACACACCCACAGAAUCUGAAAGACACUGAAAUUCACAAACAGACAGACGCAAACACUGACUGGCACACACUGCUGAACACAACACACACACAACCUGACACACUGGAAUACACGCACACACACACACUCUAACACAGUGGAAUACACGCACGCACACACACACAACCUGACACACUGGAAUACACGCACGCACACACACACACACACACUCUAACACAGUGGAAUACACGCACGCACACACACACAACCUGACACACUGGAAUACACGCACGCACGCACACACACACACACUAACACAGUGGAAUACACGCACGCACGCACGCACACACUAACACAGUGGAAUACACGCACACACGCACACUAACACAGUGGAAUACACGCACACACACACAGAGCAAUAAUCAGUCAGACUCGUUUGUCGGUUGUAUUAAAGUGUCUAGACUUUUUUUUUUUUUAUUGUUAUUUCACGUUGAUUUAUUUUGAAAUUGGUUUUAUUUCUGUUGGGUUUAUUUUUUUUGUAGUUCACACACAAACGUCCCCUCCCCUCUUCCCCAAUAUAUAUAAUUCACUUUGUUUUUUGUACGUCUUAAAACGGCAGUUCUGAAGAAGAGAGAAGUAUUUUUUAUUUCAUUCGAACAGAAAGAAUGUAACCUAGGACACACAAACGGACUCGGCUCGGGGGUGGAUAGGGAGAUUGGGGAAACGGACCGACAACAUUGCAACACAUUUGAAUUUUACUAAUUUUUUUUUAUUUUUACACACACACACACACUUAAGAAGAAAAUUAAAUUGUCAUGUACUGAAAUGUACUGUCAGUAACAAGGCCAAGAGGAACAUGGACCCCCCCCCCC
Messenger RNA from Acipenser ruthenus (sterlet), 4065 nucleotides. RefSeq names its product prenylated Rab acceptor protein 1. The transcript is spliced from 6 exons. NCBI's taxonomy places the organism in Eukaryota, Metazoa, Chordata, Actinopteri, Acipenseriformes, Acipenseridae. The coding region runs from base 187 to 759 and encodes 190 amino acids. The record is from RefSeq and is a predicted model, not a curated record. Gene Ontology annotation, cellular component: Golgi apparatus.